This is a messenger RNA of Monopterus albus (swamp eel), 1123 nucleotides long. It is a transcript of the gene gpn3, whose product is annotated as GPN-loop GTPase 3. Gene Ontology annotation, molecular function: GTPase activity. The transcript has 8 exons. Bases 1 to 858 code for a protein of 285 amino acids. NCBI's taxonomy places the organism in Eukaryota, Metazoa, Chordata, Actinopteri, Synbranchiformes, Synbranchidae. The record is from RefSeq and is a predicted model, not a curated record.
AUGCCUCGUUAUGCACAGCUAGUGAUUGGCCCGGCGGGUAGCGGUAAGAGUACCUAUUGCUCCACAAUAAUCCAGCAUUCAGAGUCCAUAAACCGCUCAGUUCAGGUGGUCAAUCUGGACCCAGCAGCUGAGCACUUUGACUACCCUGUCAUGGCAGACAUUCGGGAGCUCAUCCAGGUUGAUGAUGUGAUGGAGGAUGAUUCUCUCAGAUUCGGCCCUAAUGGAGGCCUGGUCUUCUGCAUGGAGUACUUUGCUAACAACUUUGACUGGUUAGAAGAAAGCCUGGGUCAUGUAGAAGAUGACUACAUAUUAUUUGACUGCCCAGGUCAGAUUGAACUUUAUACACACCUCCCUGUAAUGAGACAGCUUGUGGAGCAGCUCCAGCAGUGGGAGUUUCGGGUCUGCGGGGUCUUCCUGGUAGACUCACAGUUUAUGGUGGAGUCUUUUAAGUUCAUUUCAGGAGUCAUGGCUGCCCUGAGUGCCAUGGUGUCAUUAGAGAUUCCUCAAGUAAACAUUAUGACAAAAAUGGACCUGCUCAGUCCCAAAGCCAAGAAGGAAAUUGAAAAGUACCUGGAUCCAGACAUGUACUCAAUGAUGGAAGAUAACUCGAACACCAUCAGAAGCGCCAAGUUCAAGAAGCUGACUAAAGCCAUCUGUGGUCUGAUCGAUGAUUACAGUAUGGUGAGAUUCCUGCCUUUUGACCGCACUGAUGAGGAAUGUAUCAAUAUAGUACUGCAACAUAUUGACUUCUCUAUACAGUAUGGAGAAGACCUGGAGUUCAAGGAGCCAAAGGAGGCUGAUGAAGACCCUGCUAAUGUAAAUUAUGAUGAGAUUUUUCAAAGCAAAGUGGACAGCUGAGGAGUCAUGAACAUUUGUGUGGGAGUAGGAGGAAAAACAUUUGAGGCUGAUGAAGAACGAAGAUACAUUAAAUCAAGUUCAAGUGGAGAGUGACAAUGUUACUUGUGUGCAAAAGACUGACUCAUGACUAUCUUGUCAUGUAGGCUUAUGUUACGUUUUUGUUUUUCUAAGCAGUUUUAAUGACUCAAGAACUUUGUGAUUUCAGCUCAUUCAUGCCAGUUUUGAAGUUUGCAGAGUACCUUUAUCAAUGCUAUAUUUUUAAAUA